This is a messenger RNA of Brassica rapa (field mustard), 874 nucleotides long. Its product is annotated as 40S ribosomal protein S10-1. Gene Ontology annotation, molecular function: RNA binding; structural constituent of ribosome. Lineage: Eukaryota; Viridiplantae; Streptophyta; Magnoliopsida; Brassicales; Brassicaceae. The record is from RefSeq and is a predicted model, not a curated record. Gene Ontology annotation, cellular component: cytosolic small ribosomal subunit.
CAUUUUUUAUCAACAGAAAACCCUAAUUUUCACUCUCUCUCUUUAGACAAAACAAAAACAACUCUGUUUCUCAUUGCAGCGAAAGCUCAACCAACAAGACAAUGAUUAUCACAGAGACCAAUCGCAGAGAGAUCUGCAAAUACCUUUUCAAAGAGGGAGUUUUGUUUGCGAAGAAAGAUUUCAAUCUUCCAAAGCAUCCAUUGAUCGAGUCAGUACCAAACCUGCAAGUGAUCAAGCUCAUGCAGAGUUUCAAAUCCAAGGAGUACGUUAGGGAGACGUUUGCUUGGAUGCACUACUAUUGGUUUCUGACUAACGAAGGGAUCGAGUUCUUGAGAACUUAUCUCAACCUUCCGUCUGAUGUUGUUCCCGCUACUUUGAAGAAGUCUGCUAAGCCUGGUGGUCGCCCCUUUGGUGGCCCAUCUGGUGAUCGCCCUAGAGGACCACCUCGCUUUGAUGGAGACCGUCCCAGAUAUGGUGACCGUGAUGGUUACCGUGGUGCCCCACGUGGUGGUGAUGCUGGAGGGGAGAAGGGUGGAGCUCCUGCUGAUUACCAGCCGUCUUUCCAAGGAAGUGGUGGUAGGCCUGGUUUUGGCCGUGGUGCAGGUGGUUACAGCGCAGCAGCACCUUCUGGUUCUGGUUUGCCCUGAAAGAAUUGUUGUUAUCGUUAGACAUUGGAAAGACAGUUUUGUUAUCUUCGGCUUUAGUUUUGCUUGUGUUAAUGCAAAAUCCGGAUCUAUAAUCUAUGUCUCUGACUUUGGUCUGAAGAAAAAAUUCCUAUAGUUUCCCGGAUUAGUGUUAAAAUGCACUUUUAUUAUUCACUAGAGCCGUGUCCGUGCGUUUCCGUGUUUAAUUUUAUUGAAAAUGUGUUUAAUUU